Messenger RNA from Neurospora tetraspora, 1107 nucleotides. Its product is annotated as Metallo-dependent phosphatase-like protein. Bases 1 to 1041 code for a protein of 346 amino acids. Lineage: Eukaryota; Fungi; Ascomycota; Sordariomycetes; Sordariales; Sordariaceae. The record is from RefSeq and is a predicted model, not a curated record. Gene Ontology annotation, molecular function: hydrolase activity. The transcript is spliced from 2 exons.
AUGGGGUUCACAAAGACCACCAAGACCUCCUUCCUCAUUCUUUCCGACACCCAUGGGAAGGAUCAUAUCAUGCCCAAGGUAUCAGUCGAUGUUGCCAUCCACUGCGGUGAUCUUACUGACCACUCAAAACUGGAAGAAUUUCGCUCCUUCCUUGAGCUUCUCAAGUCCAUUGACGCCCCAUUGAAGCUCGUCAUUGCAGGCAACCAUGACUUCUCCCUCGACGGCACAGCCUUCGGAAAAAUAACCGAAGAAGCCACUACUCGUACCGAGGGCAAGAUCGAGCCCGAACUCAUGAAGAAGGAAUUUGGCGAUGUUGGCCAGGCCCGUCAGCUGUUUUCAGAUUCAGAGGACGAAAAUAUCACCUUCCUGGACGAGGGCAUUCACUCCUUCCGCCUACAAAACGGAGCGACCUUGACAGUGUACGCAAGUCCAUAUACGCCAUCCCCCAACAACUUCCGCGAAGUACCUAGACUGUCAGGCUUCCAAUUCAAACACGACGACGGGCACAACUUCUCUAUUUCGACGCCAGACAACAAAAGGGUCGACAUUGCCAUCACACACGGGCCACCAAAGGGCGUACUUGACAGAACUUGCUCCAACGACCGCAACAAGCGGGGCGGAUGUGGCCAGCUGUUCGCUGCCAUCGCAAAGGCUCGCCCUCGCCUCCAUUGCUUCGGCCACAUCCACGAAGGUUGGGGGGCCAAGCUCGUAACUUGGCGCGGAAAAGAACCAACGACCACCACACCUUCCCACUUCACUGAGAUUGAUAAUAGCGCUUCAAUACUCAUCGAUAGCCUCGCCAAUUACAAGCCCAGGAAAUUCGAAUCGGAACAAGAUGCGAAGGAUAGAAAGAAGCGGAAAGAACGACUUUUCAGACACGGGUUUAGAAGCACCAGUCACUGCAAGGAUGACAAGCACCCGUUGGUAGCGGGACAGCAGACGUUGUUCGUCAAUGCAGCUCUGGAGACGAUCCCGGAGGAUGAGGAAGGGAAGGAGCAUGUCCCUUGGAUUGUUGAGCUUGAGCUUCCGAGCUCCGAGUGAAACCUAUGCCAACCGUUAUUUUAUCUCAAAUACCAAAUUUACAACAAUCUUAAGCAUCGAUCCGUC